AUGGAGAUGUCCGAAGAUACCUUUAGUGAUUAUUUUACCGACUAUGAAUGCAAUCAGCCGUUGAUGGAACGAGCUGUGCUAACAGCCACAUCCUCAUUACAAGAUCGUGGACCGGAGAAGGCACGUCUUAACGCUGGCACUUCAUGGUCCGCCAAGAGUUCGGACUUUGAUCAACGAUUGAUAAUUGAUUUGGGUCUGGUGAGAAAUAUAACACAUAUUGGUUUGCAAGGACGCCCGCACAGUGAAGAAUAUGUCACAGAGUAUACCAUUAGCUAUGGCAUCACCGAUCUUGAGUUUGCCGAUUAUAAAGAGCCCGGUGGCAAUGUCAAGAUGUUCAGAGGUAACAAUGAUGGCAACUCCAUACACCAUAAUGUCUUUGAAGUGCCCAUUAUUGCACAAUGGGUGCGCAUUAAUCCCACACGCUGGCACGAUCGCAUAUCCAUGCGUGUAGAGCUCUAUGGCUGCGAGUAUAUUUCUGAUGACCUUUCCUUUAAUGGCACGGGACUAGUGCGCUAUGAUCUGCGUCGUGAUCCUAUUGCGUCUUCCAAAGAGACAAUACGUUUUCGUUUCAAGACAGCGUUUGCCAAUGGCGUUAUGAUGUACUCACGAGGCACGCAAGGAGAUUACUUUGCGCUGCAGCUGAAAGACAACAAAAUGGUCUUAAAUUUAAACCUUGGUGCAAGCAUAAUGACUUCGUUGUCAGUGGGCAGCCUGUUAGAUGAUAAUGUAUGGCAUGAUGUGGUCAUCUCACGAAACAGACGCGACAUUUUAUUCUCCGUGGACCGUGUUAUAGUGCGUGGACUCAUACAAGGCGAGUUUACGCGACUGAAUUUGAAUCGCGAGCUCUACUUGGGCGGUGUGCCUAAUUUCCAAGAGGGUCUUAUAAUACAACAGAACUACUCGGGUUGCAUGGAGAACAUUUACUUUAACUCGACCAACUUUAUACGCACCAUGAAGCAGAGCUAUGAACUAGGCGAGGCUUAUUUAUACACCAAAGUUAACACCAUCUAUGCCUGCCCCUCACCCCCCAUUUAUCCUGUGACCUUCACCACACGCGGUUCCUUUGUGCGUCUCAAGGGCUAUGAGAACUCGCAGCGUCUGAAUGUGAGUUUCUAUUUCCGAACGUAUGAGGAGACUGGUGUGAUGAUACACCACGACUUUUACUCGGGCGGCUAUGUUAAAGUAUUUCUAGAGUUUGGCAAAGUAAAGAUUGAUUUAAAGACCAAGGAAAAGCCUAGAAUCAUAUUGGACAACUAUGAAGAACAGUUUAAUGAUGGCAAAUGGCAUUCCUUUGUGCUGUCAAUUGAACGCAAUCGUCUUAUACUCAGCAUUGAUCAGCGUCCCAUGACUACAAUGAAGGAAAUGCAAAUAGCUACGGGUUUACUUUAUCACAUAGCUGGUGGCAAGGAUAAGAAUGGUUUUGUGGGUUGUAUGCGUUUGAUUUCUGUGGAUGGCAACUACAAGUUGCCACAGGAUUGGGUGCAAGGUGAAGAGGUUUGCUGUGGCGACGAGGUUAUUGUGAAUGCUUGCCAAAUGAUUGAUCGCUGCAAUCCGAAUCCCUGUCAGCACAAGGGCGUCUGUCAUCAGAACAGCGUGGAGUUCUUCUGCGAUUGCGCGCAUACAGGCUAUGCAGGCGCUGUGUGUCACACUUCCAACAAUCCGCUUUCGUGUCUCGCUUUGAAGAAUGUGCAGCAUGUGCAGCAGCGUGUGAAUCUCAACAUUGAUGUCGAUGGUAGUGGCCCUUUGGAGCCUUUCCCUGUCACCUGCGAGUUCUACUCUGAUGGGCGAGUUAUUACGACUUUAAGUCAUAGCCAGGAGCAUACUACAACUGUGGAUGGUUUUCAGGAGCCUGGAUCCUUUGAACAGUCUAUUCUGUAUGAGGCUAAUCCACUUCAGAUUGAAGCCUUGCUUAAUCGCUCACACAGCUGCUGGCAGCGUCUAAGUUACAGCUGUCGUAGCUCACGUCUUUUCAAUUCACCUUCUGAGGCUGGCAACUUCCGUCCCUUCUCCUGGUGGGUCUCGCGCAACAAUCAGCCCAUGGACUACUGGGCAGGCGCCUUGCCUGGUUCACGCAAAUGCGAAUGCGGCAUUUUGGGCAAGUGUCAUGAUCCCACCAAGUGGUGCAACUGUGACAGCAAUAGCUUGGAGUGGCUAGAAGAUGGCGGCGAUAUACGCGAGAAGGAACAUUUGCCAGUGCGUGCGGUUAAAUUCGGAGACACUGGCACGCCGCUUGAUGAGAAACAGGGGCGUUAUAUACUUGGUCCGAUGCGCUGCGAGGGCGAUGAUUUGUUCAGCAAUGUGGUUACUUUCCGCAUAGCAGAUGCUUCUAUUAAUCUGCCACCUUUUGAUAUGGGACACUCGGGUGACAUUUAUUUGGAGUUCAGAACUACGCAGGAGAAUGCCGUACUGUUCCAUGCCACUGGACCUACGGACUAUAUCAAGUUAAGCAUUAAUGGCGGCAACAAGCUGCAGUUCCAAUAUCAAGCCGGCAGCGGUCCCUUAGGCGUCAAUGUGGGCACAAGCUAUCAUCUGAAUGACAACAAUUGGCACACAGUGAGUGUAGAGCGUAAUCGCAAGGAAGCGCGUCUAGUGGUAGAUGGUUCUAUCAAGGCUGAAGUCCGUGAGCCGCCAGGUCCAGUUCGCGCAUUGCACUUGACCUCGGAUUUGGUUAUCGGCGCCACUACGGAAUAUCGUGAUGGAUAUGUAGGUUGCAUACGCGCCUUGCUGCUCAAUGGUAAAAUGGUGGAUCUGAAGCAGUAUUCUAUGCGUGGUAUAUAUGGUAUAAGCACUGGUUGUGUAGGACGCUGCGAAUCGAGUCCUUGUCUGAAUAAUGGCACUUGCAUUGAGCGCUAUGAUGGCUAUAGUUGCGAUUGCCGUUGGAGCGCCUUCAAGGGACCCAUUUGCGCUGAUGAGAUUGGAGUUAAUUUGCGCUCUAGUUCUAUUAUACGCUACGAAUUUGAGGGAUCUUUCCGUUCUACCAUCGCGGAGAAUAUACGAGUGGGCUUUACAACCACCAUACCGAAGGGUUUCCUCCUAGGGUUCUCUUCCAAUCUAACUGGCGAAUAUCUAACCAUACAAAUCUCCAAUUCAGGCCACUUGCGUUGUGUGUUCGACUUUGGUUUUGAGCGGCAGGAGAUUAUAUUCCCCAAGAAACAUUUUGGCUUGGGUCAAUACCACGAUGUGCGUUUUAUGCGUAGAAAUAGUGGGUCUACGGUAGUGCUGCUCGUGGAUGACUAUGAGCCUGUGGAGUAUAAUUUUGAUAUUAAAGCAUCAGCCGAUGCCCAGUUUAACAAUAUACAGUACAUGUACAUUGGCAAGAAUACCUCGAUGACGGAUGGUUUUGUGGGUUGCGUAUCACGAGUUCAGUUUGAUGAUAUAUAUCCGCUAAAGUUAAUGUUCCAGCAAAAUCCACCCAGCAAUGUGAAGUCUUUGGGCACACAAUUAACUGAGGACUUUUGCGGCGUGGAGCCUGUUACGCAUCCACCUAUUGAAAUAGAAACUAGACCACCGCCGCUUGUGGAUGAAGACAAACUGCGCAAGGCUUAUAAUGAAGUUAACACUGUGCUGCUAGCAUGUCUACUAGUUAUACUCUUCUUGCUGCUGCUGCUCAUGUUCUUUUUGAUUGGCCGUUAUCUGCAUCGUCAUAAAGGAGAUUAUCUGACGCAUGAGGAUAAUGGCGCCGAUGCUGAUGAUCCAGAUGAGGCUGUGCUUCACUCCACUACAGGUCAUCAGGUUAGGAAGCGCACAGAGAUAUUUAUUUAGAGCUUGCAGAAGACACAAAAUCGCCUUAAAAAACUAAAAGCAACAAAUUUAAGCAGCCAUCACAAUAUAGAUAAAAGCAAGAGCAUUUGUAGCAUCACGAAAUCAAACGAAUUAGCUGACGAAUAUUUAAGAAAUUAUUCGAUGUACAACUGAGAAGCUCCACUGCCAACUUGGUUAGCGAAAGAGUUUAAUUGUUUUUGUUUUUGCUUUUGUUUUUGAUAUUGUUUAUUUUGUUAGUAUACAUUUGGCAUCCUUUUUUACUUUUUGAUACUUUCAAUAGUCACACCAAACCGUCCAUUUUUAUUUUAGUUGCGUUUUCUAAGCAAUUUGUUUAGUUAAAAACAUAUUAAGUUACAAAUUGUAUUUUAAGUUUUGACAGCAAAUUACACUUAACACAAAAUACAUUCCAUUAUAUUUAAUACGACUCCCACAUACUCAGUCUAUCUAUUUCGUGUACUAUACUAUAUCAUUU
Molecule: messenger RNA, 4234 nt
Organism: Drosophila busckii
Lineage: Eukaryota; Metazoa; Arthropoda; Insecta; Diptera; Drosophilidae
Gene: Nrx-IV
Product: neurexin-4
Exons: 12
Coding region: 1-3762 (1253 amino acids)
Source: RefSeq, a predicted model, not a curated record